Molecule: messenger RNA, 723 nt
Organism: Adineta steineri
Lineage: Eukaryota; Metazoa; Rotifera; Eurotatoria; Adinetida; Adinetidae
Source: the annotation of a GenBank genome assembly
AUGUUUAUUUGGGAUAAACAAGUAUUGCCUAUUGCCGAUCCAUUAUGUUCCAUACGUGCUUAUUUUUAUCAUUCAACGAUCGCUUGGAUACAUCAUUCCUUGAUUCUUCAAGCUAUUGAACGAUACUGUAAAAUUCGAAGACUUAAACUUCUUCAAACUCGUACCCGUCAACUAUGUUUUAUUCUUGUUCAAUGGUUAUUUGAUUUUAUGUUUGUUUUACCUGUCUUUUUGACAGGUAGUAUGAAAAAGUUAACAAUAGAUAAUUUCUGUUUUGUUUCAUUGAACACAAUUCCAUUAGUCUUUUAUUUAGCUGGAAUAUCAUUUCUUUUAUCAGAUAUAAUUUUAAGUGUCAUCUAUAAAUUAUUAUUACGUUAUGUACGCGAAGUUUCAUUACGAGUAAAUGGUAAUUAUCGUCUAAAGAUGCAACGAGAUUUGACAAUGGUACAUCGUAUUGUUUUAAUAAAUGUUCAACUGGUAAUUGUCGGUUUUCCUGUACUUAUUUUUAUUAUAUUAACAGCAAUUCGUACUGAUUUAUUACCUAAGAAUACUGCAAGAAUCUUGAUUAUGAUUAUGAAUUCCCCAUUAUCGAUAAUGCUCUUGAUUCUCUUUUGGAUCACACCAUCUUUACGACGAUGUCUUAUCGAUAAUUGGAAUCAAUUAAAACAACUUCUUGGAACAAACAAAAAUCGUGUUCAACCAUUAUUCAGUAAUCAUCGAUAUUAA